GACGUCCGCUCUGUCCAAUGGCAUUCCGUCCUCGCGUCGGGCCGGGCCCUGCCCGUCCUGGUCCUCCCGGUGGAGAUGGGCUCCGCCAAGAGCGUGCCGGUCACCCCCGCGCGGCCCCCGCCGCACCACAAGCAGCUGGCCCGGGUGGCCGACCCUCGGUCCCCGAGCGCCGGCAUCCUGCGCACUCCCAUCCAGGUGGAGAGCUCUCCCCAGCCAAACCUCCCAGUCGAGGAGCAAUUGGAAGGUGCUGCCGAGGAGCUGGAGUUUGAUCCCCGUUCUCCCACCCUGGGCAUCGCCAGGACACCUAGGAAGAGCAGCAGCGACCUUACAAGCCCACUGGUGACACAGCUGAUUGAAGCCCUUGGGAUCGAAGACCCCAAACCGAAUCUGCCCCCUGAACCUGCCCUGCCCUCGGAGACACCAUCAUCUCCUGAAUUGGACUUGUCUGUGGGCACCCAGUUUGCCCUGGAGGAUCCGACGCCACCUGAAAGCCAGUCAGAGCUGCCUUCCAAACAGCUGCCUUCCAAGGAAGAAACGGACCCACUCCCAAAUACCCCGGUGGCCAGCCAGGGCUCAGACAAGCCCCUGAAAGACCCCGAGACGCCCAGAUCUUCAGGUUCUAAGCGAAAUAAGAGGAAACCCAAAGGAAAGGUACUGGGGAGAUCGCCCCUCACCAUCCUGUCAGAUGACAACUCCCCCGGCACUCUGGCGUCACGGCAGGGCAAGCGGCUUUCUCCCCUGAGCGAAAAUGUCAGGGGCCUAAAGGAAGGGGCCCUUCUGGGGACAGGCGGACUCGUGAAAGCUGGAGGAGGAGCGUGGGAACCUGGCCAGGACCAUGACAAGGAGAACCAGCACUUCCCCUUGGUGGAGAGCUAGCCCGGCACCCAGCACCCAGCACUCCACUUUACUGGGUCACUCCGCCCUGGCCCCGGGGGAGAGAGAGACUGGAGAGGUUGAUUUUCUUUGACUUUCCAUGAACAUUAUGACUUUUCCACCUGUGAGAGUUUUGGAUUGCGCUUUCUCUGUGUUUUAUGUGAGUUGGUUUAUUAAAGGAGGUGAU
This is a messenger RNA of Sorex fumeus (smoky shrew), 1060 nucleotides long. It is a transcript of the gene CDCA3, whose product is annotated as cell division cycle associated 3. NCBI's taxonomy places the organism in Eukaryota, Metazoa, Chordata, Mammalia, Eulipotyphla, Soricidae. The transcript has 6 exons. The record is from RefSeq and is a predicted model, not a curated record. Bases 76 to 876 code for a protein of 266 amino acids.